AUUUACUUUCAGAUUUUUCAAUACAUAUUUGUACCGUAAUUUUAUAGUUUAUUUUGUUUAUAAACGUGACUCGUUUCGAUAGUCACAUCGCAGAAAUUCUGGAAUCGGCACAUUUUACUUCAAACGUCAUUUCAUUUCAUACAAAAAUUGUGCAAGCAAUCUGAAUCCAUAAAAGCAAUUUACGGUAGUUUACAUAACGCGAGUGAAAUUAAAUAAGUUUUGUUAACAUAAAAGAAAAUGCCACGAAGAGGAAGAUCGGCCCCGGCUCCUUCCCGUAACCUUCCCGCAAGGGCACCUGCCCCAGCUCCUCCAGCACACGUACAACCACCCCCAGCUACGUCACAAGGACCUGGACUGUUCGGACAAAUGGCAGCCACUGCUGGUGGUGUCGCAGUCGGUUCAGCCAUAGGUCACACGGUAGGACACGCAGUAACAGGAAUGUUUAGUGGCGGUGGAUCUAGUGAAGCACCCGCACAACAAGCACCACCUCAACAACUACAACAGCCACAACAAUAUGGACGUGGUGCAGCUUCUCUAGACACUGAUGGACCUUGUGGCUGGGAAAUUAAACAAUUUUUAGAAUGUGCAGCUACUCAAUCUGAUUUGUCUCUAUGUCAAGGAUUUAACGAGGCUAUUCAACAAUGCAAAAUCAGAAACAAUCUAUCGGUUUAAGAUGGGAAAUGAAGAUUGUAGACAAAUUUAAAUUCUAGUAUUAAAUUAAUUACGAAAUACAAACUUUUAGACAUUCAUUCAUAGUGUCCAUUAUUUGUGUUGUUUUGAAUGUUUUGUGACAUUGUUGAAUAAAAGUUUUGUUUUAAAUGAACUGCAA
This is a messenger RNA of Diorhabda carinulata, 829 nucleotides long. RefSeq names its product coiled-coil-helix-coiled-coil-helix domain-containing protein 10, mitochondrial (gene Chchd2). The record is from RefSeq and is a predicted model, not a curated record. Gene Ontology annotation, cellular component: mitochondrion; nucleus. The transcript is spliced from 4 exons. The coding region runs from base 238 to 672 and encodes 144 amino acids. Gene Ontology annotation, biological process: mitochondrion organization. Lineage: Eukaryota; Metazoa; Arthropoda; Insecta; Coleoptera; Chrysomelidae.